AUGAGACCACCACGUGGCGGCGGGAGCUUCAGGGGAAGAGGAGGAAGAGAUAGCGGCGGACGCGGAGGAGGUGGACGUUUUGGUGGAGGCAAUCGUGGUGGUGGCCGCUUUGGUGGUGGCUGGCGUGACGAAGGACCUCCCAGCCAAGUCAUGAUGGAAGGUACUGUAGCUACCUCAUACGCCGAAGGGGAUAAAUUCUACAUCGACCCUGUUAAGCUCUUACCUCUUGCAAGAUUCCUUCCUCAACCAAAGGGACAAUCUGUGGGAGGUCGUGGUGGCAGAGGAGGCAGAGGCCCUCCAGGUCGUGGGAGAGGCAGAGGCGCUCCUCUUGGUCGUGGCAGAGGUAGAGGUCCUCCGAGGGGCCGUGGAGGAUUCUCCAGAGGCCGAGGGAGAGCAUUCUUCUAA
This is a messenger RNA of Brassica oleracea var. oleracea, 405 nucleotides long. Its product is annotated as H/ACA ribonucleoprotein complex subunit 1-like protein 2. Bases 1 to 405 code for a protein of 134 amino acids. The transcript is spliced from 3 exons. Gene Ontology annotation, biological process: snoRNA guided rRNA pseudouridine synthesis. The record is from RefSeq and is a predicted model, not a curated record. Gene Ontology annotation, cellular component: box H/ACA snoRNP complex. Gene Ontology annotation, molecular function: box H/ACA snoRNA binding. NCBI's taxonomy places the organism in Eukaryota, Viridiplantae, Streptophyta, Magnoliopsida, Brassicales, Brassicaceae.